AUGACUUCAUCGACUUGCUCAGAUAUUAAAGGUUGCUCAGCAACCUCCGAAGGCACAGCAACCACCAGCAAUCAACCUGAAGAAUGCAAAAGCGUUACAGCACCGGUCUAUUCAACAUUUGUCACCGAGAAGGUCGAUAGUUCAGCGUCUACAACAGAAAAGAUCACCACCAGCAUAUGUUCGGAUGUGACUGGAUGUUCAGCACCUCCCUCCUCGACUGCUAUUACGACGACCUCUUCUGUAGCAUCGCCAGGCCCGACAUUGGCAAUUUAUGAUAUACAUGCAAGGCAAGAUGUGCCUUGGGAAGUUACAACGGCAUUUACUGAGAGGCUAAAAAAUGAUACGAAGCCAGAGACCCUGUACAUCGCUCAAUCUGAAAUGGCGAAGGUCGUCAUUUGUUGGAGGCAGUACCUCACACCUGAGCAAGCUGAAGAAUAUAAGCAAGAUCCGGCUGUAAGGAUUACCAUAUUAAAAUGUGCGAGUGCUGGUACUAAAAAAGUUCAGGUUGGUGCUGUGAGAGCCGAUUCAAAUGAUUAUUUCGACGACGGCCUCACAAUCUCAUAUGACUUCAUAACCCAAAGAAGAGAAUCCAACUUUGAAGAAAAGGGGGGAGUGAGAAAGAGAAUAGUUCCUGUUGUACCAUUAACGCAAACUGAGUUUAGCCCCGACGGUGUUGCAGAAGAUUUGAAACCUAUCUCCCUCCCGGAUAAGGUGCAACUAUCAGACGUCAAUAAUUACGCAUAUCGAAGCGAAGUUCCAGACUAUGCCAGGAUAUACAUUCUGGAUUCAGGAAUGGACACUUCUACACCAGUAUUGCUCCAUACUUCAAAAGUUGCCCUGUUACUAACUAAUCCAAUAGGCUUAUCACAGUUUAGUCUCAGAGCCAGCUUGGCUCUUUCCUGGGGAAAACUUUCUCCAAGGUCAAAGUGGCUUUGACUUUCAAAAGGUCAGGAAUAAUCACAACCCCACUUUGCAUGGAACCUGUAUAGCUUCAAAAGCAGCGGGAGAGCCCUUCGGUGUCUCCAAAAAAGCUGCAAUAACCAUUGUUCGUUUGCCUAAAUCAGUACAAACCCCUCAGGAGCAGCAAGCCGGUAAAUCGCCUGGAUCCAGACUCUGGGUCAUCGUGGACGCCCUGAAAUUAGUUUGGGCUGAUAUACAAGAGAGAGAUGCCCGUAUCAUAUCAGUGAUAAGCUUAUACAUAUCGCUAACCAACAACGAUGCACGAAGCAAUUUAGAUGAUUUGCCAAAGUAUGGUGAUACACUCUUUCCUCUAUUUGAAAUCAUGCAAAGAAUUACAAACAUGGGCUCCUCUUUCGUGGUUUCCGGCGGAAAUUACGGUAUCGCGGAGAAUUCUGGAGCCGACACAAAGAUCAUUCGCCAUGUUCCUGCGAUUUGGAAUGAUGUUUUACCUCUUAUUGUGGUUGGGGCUGUCAAUGAGAGGGGUAAUCGUCUGCCAAUUCAACCGUGAGACUCAUUCCCAUCAUUUUGACAGAAGCUAAAUGCUGGACUUUAGAUACAAGCCGAACCCCUUGUGGCCGGAGGCGAAGAUUGAUGUGUAUGCUCUAGGUGCACCUGCAACAUGUGCUUCAAACGAGGGGGUGUAUUCAUUAUUACCCGGCGGUGCAGGCAAUACUUUAGGCCACGAAUCUCAGGUUAACGUUGGCUCAUCACCUGGUAAGUAAAAUCUCAAAGUUUGAAUUCUUCUCGAUAUUCAACUCCCAGUAUGCCCCAUAAUUAUGAGACAAUUGUAAGAUGCAUGGUCGUUACUCUGUACACACUAUAUAAAACUCUAUUAUACUAAACUUGUAGCACAAAUAAGAUACUUGUCUUAGGAUACCUAGGCCAGUGAAAAGUAAGAGUUAACAAUUAUUAAAGCUCUUUAUAUAACUAUUUUAGUUGUACGACGUUUUUGGAAUAAUUUUAUUCUAAGAGAGGUGUGUACAGAGUAACGACUAUGUCUCUUACAUUUUGCUGGCAGGCGCCGAGGAAGAGUCCAAUAUGGACUUCACUUCAUUCUCCCACCCCCCUCAAACCAAAAAGAAAACACGAGGGGACUUUUUUUAUCAGUUCAAUCAUCCAAAUCUAGAGCUUUUCAUCUAACAGAGGCUUUAGCGACGGCAAGUGUAGCUGGUUUAGUUGCAUACUUCAUGGCUACUCCCGGACACGCAGACUGAAUGGAGGAACUAAUUCAAGGUACUAAUGCAUUUGGGUAUGAGGUUGCAAAGGUCGUCAAAGACUACGUUGUAAGAAAAGCCAUCAAGCGUUCCGCAUGGAACACGGCGGAUUGUCCUGUCAAUGUCGCCUACAAUGGGGAAAUCCCACAGCUAAAAACUGGGAUGUUUGCUUUCGGGGGUCCAAACGUUCCUCCUUUUAAACGCGAAGAGGGUUCUCCUGUUUGUCUGGCACCGGAAUCGCCAUCUGAACCUUCCUCUAGUGAUGAUCAAUCUGCUUCAUUCUUUCCGACAGAAACGCGAGAUACUUCAUUUCAAAGCACGACGAAAGAUACAACUCGGCCUGCAGAUUUCAAUGUAUCUACUAGCGUCACAUCUCAACUGAGCACUUCAAUCUCAUCGUCAACAUCAGAAGUUUCAUCAGUGGUAACCCCUGAUACGACUAGCGGCACCCUCUCCACAUCAUUGAGCAGCAAACUUCCAGACGGAUUUGUACCUCAUCAUAAAUUGGGCGAUCCAUCAGAGCCAACUCCAGCAUCUUCAAUCGUAGGAGACACUUUCAGCAGUAGCAAACUUCCAGACGGGUUCGUACCCCACCAUGGAUUAGGUAAUCCAAGAGAACCAACACCCUCGCCCAUUUCAACCUCGCUAAGCGAGACAACACCACCUCCACCAGUCCCCACAACAAUUGCCCCUAUUCCAGCACCACCAUCACCUCCCGCUCCAGUACAAACACAACCAGUUCCUCCACCAAAUCUCCCUGAGGCUCCAAACGAUCCAUCUUGUGAAAAAUGGAGCGAUUGUCCACAGGAUAUGUGCGCUGGGAAAAAGGGUCAAUCGCCACAGUGUUUCAAGAAAUACUGUGCUUGUUUUUGA
This is a messenger RNA of Hymenoscyphus albidus, 3047 nucleotides long. The record is from the annotation of a GenBank genome assembly. NCBI's taxonomy places the organism in Eukaryota, Fungi, Ascomycota, Leotiomycetes, Helotiales, Helotiaceae.